ACAAUAGAAGACGUCGUCGUCCCCAAAUCCGUUAAAAACCGACAUUCCCGGCAGUCUUUCUUAUUUGGCGCCAACAGGCCAUGCCCGGCAUCCAUUUGGUCCGUUCCUUCAUUCUCUCUUUUAUUUUCCAUUUCUGCAUCUUUGCAUCGCCGGAAGAGAUUUCAUGGAGAAUUGAUCAGCAGGCGAAGAUUCCAAUACUGGAAUGUGAUCCAUGGUUUUUGAUGUGCCCACAUGUCAAUGAAAGGAAAUCUGAUAAGCCAUCAUCCUGUUUGGGCUGAUUCUUUGAACACCCUUUCUUUCAUACUCCAUGCAGUUGAGUUUUCACAAUGUUCAAGUCACAGUAUAUUAAUGGGCGGAAGGAGAAAUUUGUAAGGUUGGAUGACAUUGACUCCAGAUCAUCAUCAUUCACAUCGGAAAUGGCUCCUGGGACGACGAAUUGUAGUUUUAGUCUAGAAGGAUUGGCUCCUGGUAGACAAUCUCACAACCCUUCUUCAAUGUCAGUUAAACAAGGGGUGAUGAGAGGGUCUGAAGGCCUAAUGACGUUUGGUAGAUCAAUAAAAUCUGGAGUUGCACGAGCAGUGUUCCCAGAAGACCUCGGAGUCUCUGAAAAAAUGAUAUUCGAUCCUCAAGACGAGUCUCUCAUACUUUGGAAUAGGCUUUUUGUUAUUUCUUGCAUAUUUUCAGUAUCAGCUGAUCCUCUAUUCCUCUAUCUUCCUGUCUUCAACAGUGAAGACAGCUGCCUUCAUUUAGAUACAAGUUUGGCAUACACAGUAACUACCCUGAGGACUAUCAUUGAUUCAUUCUAUCUCAUCCGAGUGAUUCUCCAGUUUCGCACAGCGUAUAUUGCUCCAUCAUCUCGGGUUUUUGGACGAGGUGAACUUGUGAUUGAUCCCAAACAAAUUGCAAGCAGAUACGUGCGCCGUUAUUUUGUAGUUGAUGUUCUUUCUGUUCUCCCCCUGCCCCAGAUUGUGGUUUGGAGAUUCCUUCAUGGGUCACAAGGCUCAGAUGUAUUAGGCACAAAGAAAGCUUUAGUCAUCGUCGUCAUACUCCAACAUAUCCCUAGGUUCUUGCGUUUUGUACCUCUAAAUUCAGACUUGAAGAAGACUUCCGGAGUCUUUGCUGAAACAGCAUGGCUUGGUGCUGCAUAUUACAUGCUGUGGUUCAUUCUUGCUAGUCAUACAUUUGGAGCCUAUUGGUACCUGUUAGCGGUGGAACGUAAAAAUGCAUGCUGGGAGCAAGCCUGUUUGGAUAGUCCAGAUUGCAGUGCAAACUAUUCUUUACUGUACUGUGCACAAGAUGGAGAGAGCAGGGCAAACAUAACAAAUUGGAGGGACACUAGCCAACAAGUUUUGAACAAAAACUGUGCGGCUGAUGAGAACUCCACAUUUAAGUAUGGUAUAUAUGCGCAAGCUGUCUCGGCUGGAAUUCUCGACUCCGAAGAAUUCUUCUCCAAAUAUAGUUACUGCUUGUGGUGGGGCCUGCAAAAUCUGAGCACUCUUGGCCAGGGUCUUGAAACAAGCACCUAUCCUCUGGAGGUCAUCUUUUCAAUAGCAUUGGGCAUUCUUGGGCUCCUACUAUUUGCUCUUCUCAUUGGAAACAUGCAGACAUAUCUUCAAUCUAUAACGGUCCGGCUUGAGGAGAUGAGGAUUAAAAGACGCGACACAGAGCAAUGGAUGCAUCAUAGGGUGCUACCACAAGAUCUGAGGGAAAGAGUCCGGUCUUACGAUCAGUACAAAUGGUUGGAAACAAAAGGGGUUGACGAAGAGAGUCUGGUGCAGAAUCUGCCAUCAGACCUGCGAAGAGAUAUCAAGCGUCAUCUUUGUAUGAAUUUGGUUAGAAGGGUCCCUCUAUUUGCAAACAUGGAGGAGAGGUUGCUUGACGCCAUAUGUGAGAGACUGAAGCCGUGCUUGUUCACGGAAAAGACUUACAUCGUGAGAGAGGGGGACCCGGUGGACGAGAUGCUGUUCAUCAUCCGGGGCCGCCUGGAGACGGUGACGACGGACGGCGGGAGGAGCGGUUUCUUCAACCGCGGCAUCCUCAAGGAGAGCGAGUUCUGCGGGGAGGAGCUUCUGACGUGGGCCCUGGACCCGAAGGCCGGCGGCAACCUGCCGCCGUCGACCCGCACCGUCACGGCGCUGACGGAGGUGGAGGCGUUUGCGCUGAGCGCGGACGAAGUCAAGUUCAUCUCCACCCAGUUCCGGCGCAUCCACAGCCGCCAGGUCCAGCACACCUUCCGGUUCUACUCCCAGCAGUGGCGGACUUGGGCCGCCAUGUUCAUCCAAGCCGCGUGGAGGCGCCACGUGCGCCGGAAAAAUGCGGAGUUGCGCCACGGUGGGGCCUACGACGACGGCGGCGACGAUUAUGACGAUGACGAUGAAGAGACGACGUCGUUGAUUCCGGAGAAUGGUUCGGCGCCUAAUACUACUAGCAUUGGGGCAACCAUGUUCGCGUCCCGGUUUGCGGCCAAUGCUUUGUACAAGGUGCGGAAAUCUAGUAAGAACAUCAUUCUCAAACCACCGGAGCCAGAUUUUGGGAGUGCUGAUGACUGAUGAACUUGAUGCCUCCUUCCAUUUUCAACUGCACUUCCCCUGUUACCAUCCCCUGGGCCUGUAGAUUUUUUCUAAUCUUUUUUGGACUUCUUUAAGAAGUCUUUUUAACGUCCCGCUAUAUGUAAUCCAGCCUUUGACUCAUCAAAUGUAAGAAGAAGAAGAAGAAAGAAUUUUGUCAUCGAAAAUGGAGUUGAUGAAGAAAAUCUGCCCAGAUUACCCCUAUGUGUGGGAUGCAAAUGGAGUUUCACCUUGUUUUAAUGAUCUAUAUCCUUUCAUUUAU
Molecule: messenger RNA, 2829 nt
Organism: Cuscuta campestris
Lineage: Eukaryota; Viridiplantae; Streptophyta; Magnoliopsida; Solanales; Convolvulaceae
Source: the annotation of a GenBank genome assembly